Messenger RNA from Selaginella moellendorffii, 625 nucleotides. RefSeq lists its product as uncharacterized. The transcript has 2 exons. NCBI's taxonomy places the organism in Eukaryota, Viridiplantae, Streptophyta, Lycopodiopsida, Selaginellales, Selaginellaceae. The coding region runs from base 70 to 393 and encodes 107 amino acids. The record is from RefSeq and is a predicted model, not a curated record.
UACGACCAAGGGCCACAGUUAACUUCCGUACACUCUAGGGCUAGGGUUUGUCGAUGAUAGAUCGUCGCGAUGGCCGAGAGCGUAGAGCCGCGGAGGACGAUCGGCGCCAGGGUUUUCCUCAAACUCAACCGCAAUGGCCACAUCCUGGGCGCGAUUUCGGCGGCGCUGGCAGGAAUCAUGCUGGUGGUGAAGAUGAAGAAGGCGGAGGAGCUCCUCAAUGAGCACAGGACGGGGCUUUGCGGCCUGUCCGAUGGAAUGGCGGAGGAGAACCGGCGACUGAAGCAGGGAUUGAUGAGCCUCCGGCAGCGUGUGCUGGAUGAGGUGAGCCGGGAUGGCAAGAAGCUGCCGCCAUUGCCCACCAGGCUCAAGCAGAUUUUUGAUUCGGUGCAAUGAGCAUCGAGAGCUCUGUUCCAGACUUGAGCUCUCGAUCGAUUAAGUGGCGUUGUGAAGAAGAAAUUUUGGAGCAGUGGGCCUGCUUCUCGCAACUGGUGAAAUAAUUAGAUUCUCUUCUCUUUCGUUUUCAUUCUGUAUCUCCUUGAGCAGGAUCAUCCAAAACAUUUUGCUUCGAUAGAUCCGCAGUGAUGCUCAAAACUGGUGGAACGAAUAAAUUCCUUUUCUUCGUCUU